Episyrphus balteatus (marmalade hoverfly) is the source of this 2090-nucleotide messenger RNA. It is a transcript of the gene cDIP, whose product is annotated as leucine-rich repeat-containing protein 15. The coding region runs from base 453 to 1976 and encodes 507 amino acids. Gene Ontology annotation, molecular function: protein binding. The transcript has a single exon. Gene Ontology annotation, cellular component: extracellular matrix. Lineage: Eukaryota; Metazoa; Arthropoda; Insecta; Diptera; Syrphidae. The record is from RefSeq and is a predicted model, not a curated record.
UACACUUGACACGACACACUCUAAAAGCAUGAUAGAUAACUCAUUUUGUCAUCAUCGGUGAUCGUCAUCAUAUAAUCUAAGAAGUUUAAUUUUUCAUUCUAAAAUGCGGGUAUUAUUUACGGUGAAUAAGUUUUCACAAUGAUUAGCGCUACAACACUAUUCUCCAAAACAAAAAAUGGCAAUCCUAUUAUAUCAUCACAAAAGCGCAAUGUGUUUUGUGUCUGAUCAAAUAUAGAUCUCUGUCAUUACUAAAGCUAUUCUAUAUGGGGUUAUUCAUUUCGGAAUUAUAUUUUUAUUUUUUUUUUAUUUUCGCAUGCUAAAGAGAGAGGUCAAUUAAGUGUUUUUUUACUGUUAUAUUUUUUUCUAGUUGAAAAAUAAUUAAAAAAUUCCCAUAGCCUCAGUCAUUUUUUUAUUUCCGUGGGGUUGAGAGCUUUAAUAAAUUUACUUCGAAAAUGUUGGUACUUUUGUUAUCCGCCUUAACAAUAAUUUCAGUAUCGAACUGUCAAAUUAAUUCCGUGGUCGAAUUAAAAAUAAACGACACAUAUUGUUCCAAGACAUUAUGCCAUGGAAUGAAUUUCUCAUCUACACAAGUGGUCGUAUCUUUUCAACGACAUAACAGUAAUCCACAAACAUCAAUACUUUUCGAGAAUUCAACCUUUUCAAAUUUCCCACUAAAUUUAUUUUUGACUUUUCCAAAUUUAACGGAAUUGGAUAUGAGAAAUUGUUCAAUGAAUCAUGUAACUUGGGAAAAUUUUCUUUGGGCCGUGAAUUUAAAAGUGCUAUUUCUUUCAAAUAACUUGUUAUCAAAGAUCGAUGAGCUGGUGUUCUGUUAUGCUCUGAACUUGCAGUUUUUGUGGAUAGAAAAUAACCGAAUUCGCAGUUUAGUUAGUGAAAGUUUUAAGGGGCUAACACAGCUCAAGUACUUAUCUUUAUUAGGUAACCGAAUUACGUAUCUACCCGAUGGCUUGUUUGACGACCUACGAAGUCUGGAAGUUGUGAUAUUGACCGAAAACAGAAUUAGCAGUAUUCAAGAUAAUUUGUUUACCAAAAGCCCUAAUCUUAUGUCAAUUGAUUUAAAGGAAAACCGUAUUCAUAAUAUAUCCGAUGAUGCCUUCAAAGGACUGGAACACAUCAUGAAAUUGGACAUAUCACAAAAUAAACUUCUCAGAAGUUUGAUUUUAAACGUAGAUGCAUCUCACUUUUACGUUAACUCAUGUUCAUUGCGCCAGGUGAACAUAUAUGGCCGCGUUAACUUUGCUCAGAUGAACUCAAACCGAAUUCUCGAAUUGUAUUUCUCUCAACCAGAAUCAUUACUAAGAUUAGAUUUGAGGAAUAAUUCCCUACAACAGAUAGCCUCGCUGACGCAUGCCGAAAAUCUCAAAAUUCUUAAUCUAUCCGAUAAUCCUAAGCUCGAAUCGGUUCCUGAUCCUUGGGGCGUGAUUUCCUUAGAAAAGCUUGACUUAAGUAAUACAGGAUUGAAAGAGUUUCCUCAAUCGAUACUUGGACAAAAAGAAACACCAUCGCAGGUCUAUUUUUUGAAUAUAUCGAGCAAUUCAAUCAAACAAAUUGAUCCGAAGAUAUUCAGUCGUUUGGAAAAUAUUACUAAUUUUUACUUUCACGCGAAUACCUGGAACUGUUUUUAUCUUCAAUUAAUGAUGGAUCUUUUGAUAAAUCCCAGACAAAUGGCUUACAGUAGAGAUGCGUUCAAUUCAUUGUUCGCUGGAGAAUAUAUCGGAGGAAUUGAGUGCAUGUAUCGUUCCGUAGAAGACGAGAAUGACAAUAUUGCUCUAAUAAAGAAGACAUUUUCAAGUUCUUCGGAAGUUGAUGAACUCCGAAGUGAAUUAAAGACGAUAGUUCAAUUUUAUGAAGAAAAAUUUGCUAAAGUAAUGGAAACCUUAGAAAAUGUGAAGAUUAAGCUUGAUACAUUGACCAUGGAAAAUGCUACUAUUUGGCAGCAUAUUACAUUGACAACUUAAAUUUUUCACUUUAAUAAGCAAACUGGUCACCGAUUAGAUUAUGAAUACUUAAUGAUUUUCUAUCAAUAAUGUCUUUUGUCUAUAAGCAAUAAAAAAUGAUUUUUAAUAGUUGCA